Molecule: messenger RNA, 978 nt
Organism: Vitrella brassicaformis
Lineage: Eukaryota; Vitrellaceae
Source: the annotation of a GenBank genome assembly
AUGUGUGAUGGAUCUUCUGAGGCGAUGGUUGAGGUGCAGAGGACCUGGGAGGGCGCUCAUGCUGACGUGGCUGUGCGGCCUUUGGGCGUGGAUGAGGAUUUGUGGCUGCCGGUCCAAGUCAAGUCGUGCAAAGAACAGAACAGCAAUGGUUGCUGGCACUUCAAUUGGGUGCACAAGUAUCCCGGCAUGCCGGUCGUCUGUGUGGCUCUUUCGGACUUUCGUAUCUGGUGCUAUGACGGAUCCAUGCUGAAGAUGCGCAUUCAGUGCUGUCAUCUUUCCGUGUACGAGAACGGGCAGUGGAACCAUUAGAGCUUCCGAUGCUCAACGGCACUUGAGGGCCCGGCAUCUCUGGCUCACAAGCUGCUGUUGGCUUAUGAGGACACCUUCUUUGCCAAAGACUCACUGGAUAACAUCAUACUGCAGCGGUCGGAGACGAGCCAGAAGGGCGAGGCAUCCAUUGCCGCAUGGGCUCCUCUGCUCUCUGCUGCUGGUGUUGAGGUCCAUCAGGAGCUCAUCUACGAGAUGACGCCCGUCGAUGCUAUCUGGUGGUGGAAUGGGAAGCGAUUCCUCAUUCAGCACAAGACAGCCAUCCUUCAUCACGUCAACAACGGCUCACAUCUUGUUAUCCUCCAGAAGAGCGCCGGCAACAAGGCCACUCAGCUGUACGAUGAAGCAGACUUCGACCUGCUGGCUGCCUCUCUGCCUGAAAAUCACCAUUUCUAUCUCUUUCCCAUGGCGGUGCUGGUGCAGCGGCGGCUGGUGAAUGGACACAGAGAGAGACGUCAGUGCACCGGGUCAGCAGUUAUGUUAUGGACCCGAGAGGCAGAGGCGAUGCAGAGACUCAAAGAGGCCAAGCGAUGCAGAGGGGGCGGGAGAGCAGACUUCUGGGCGAAUGAAUAUCUGAUCGACACACAUGCAGCAGAUGGCGGGGUGGGGAGGCUGCAUGCAAUCCUUGAGAGUGCAGGCUACUCAACAUGA